AUGGCUGAUACAAAUGAAUUGGCUACUUUGAUUAAGAAAUUCCGAUUCACUCGCGUCUUAGACUCUAACCCACAAACAAAGGUCCUUUCCUUGCUAGGUACUAUUGACUCUCAAGAUGCUAUCGUUACCGCGGAAAAGACCCAUUUCAUCUUCGAUGAAACUGUUAGAAGACCUUCUCAAGAUGUUACAAAUCCAUUACCAAUCUUUUAUCACUGCGAAAAUGAAUAUUCAUGUAUAAAUGGUCUUGAAGAAUUAAAAGAAUUGACUUCAAAUGAUAUUUACUAUUGGGGGCUUUCUGUAAUAAAACAGGAUUUGAAAUAUAAUCCUACAGCUAAAUUGAAUUUGAUUUGGCCUGCGACUGCCGUUCAUAUUAAAAAUAAUGAACAACAAAAUUUCCAUCUAAUUAGAGAAACUCCUGAAAUUUAUAAAAAAGUUGUAGAACCUUACAUUAAUGAAAUGGUUAAUGCGGGUAAUUUGAAAUGGGUUAAUAAUAUCUUAUAUGAAGAUGCGGAAUCUGAACGUGUCGUCUAUAAAGAUUAUUCUGCUGAUAACAAAAAGGAAAGUUUUAUCCUUUUACCCGAUAUGAAAUGGGAUGGCCUAAGUAUUGAUUCAUUAUAUUUAGUGGCAAUUGUCUAUAGAGAUGACAUUAAAUCUGUAAGAGACCUCAAACCAACCGAUAAAGAAUGGUUAACUAAUUUAAACAAUAAGAUUAAAUCAGUGGUCCCUGGUUGUUAUAAUUAUGCUAUUAAUCCGGAUGAAUUAAGAAUCUUUGUUCAUUACCAACCGUCAUAUUAUCAUUUCCACAUUCAUGUCGUAAAUAUCAAACAUCCAGGGUUAGGUAAUGGAAUUGCUGCAGGUAAGGCAAUCCUAUUAGAUGAUAUCAUUGAAUCUUUAAAUUAUUUGGGUCCCGAAGGAUUCAUGAAGAAAACAAUGACAUAUGUCCUCGGAGAAAAUCACGAUUUAUGGAAAAGAGGUCUUGAAGAGGAAUUGUCAAAGCAACUAAAGAAUGAUGGAAUCCCGGAACCUCCUAAAAUCGUUGAUGGUUUCGCAUUAAAUCACUAA
Naumovozyma dairenensis CBS 421 is the source of this 1062-nucleotide messenger RNA. It is a transcript of the gene DCS1, whose product is annotated as 5'-(N(7)-methyl 5'-triphosphoguanosine)-(mRNA) diphosphatase. Gene Ontology annotation, cellular component: nucleus; P-body. The record is from RefSeq and is a predicted model, not a curated record. Bases 1 to 1062 code for a protein of 353 amino acids. Gene Ontology annotation, molecular function: RNA 7-methylguanosine cap binding; hydrolase activity. NCBI's taxonomy places the organism in Eukaryota, Fungi, Ascomycota, Saccharomycetes, Saccharomycetales, Saccharomycetaceae. The transcript has a single exon. Gene Ontology annotation, biological process: deadenylation-dependent decapping of nuclear-transcribed mRNA.